This is a messenger RNA of Schistocerca nitens (vagrant locust), 1509 nucleotides long. RefSeq lists its product as uncharacterized. Lineage: Eukaryota; Metazoa; Arthropoda; Insecta; Orthoptera; Acrididae. The transcript has 3 exons. Bases 63 to 716 code for a protein of 217 amino acids. The record is from RefSeq and is a predicted model, not a curated record.
UCAAUGGUGCGCAGAAAGUAGCGGUUGGUUUUGAAAUUUGGUUUUGUGUUGCGAGGAAAAUAAUGAUGUAUCAAGAAGCGUUUUGCGACGCGUUAAAAUUCAGACGUAAUGAACUUGUUACGUCCACCAGAAGAAGCACUAGAAGAAAGCUUCAAGACAAAUACGACAGAGAACAAUCGUGCCCGUCAGAACUGAAAGUGCAAGGAAAAAGAAAACGAGAAAAAUUGUGGAGUGGUUUAAAUCUCUCGAAUAUACAAGUGACUCGUGAAGAUGCCACGCGAAUAUUAAGAUCAGGAGCAAAUAAAAUUUCAAAGACUCUGAGUUCCAUGCAAACAACAUUUGGUGUAAUAUCACAAAAAUUUCGGCGCUCAACAAGACGCAGGCAUCGCUUGAAGAGUGAUUCUCCCCGUUCUCCACUGUCUCCACAAACAAGAUCACGUUGUCUUUUAGGUCGCACACCUACGAAACUCUAUAGCCCUUUUGGUAUAGAAACUCCAUGUUUGAGUGAAAAAGAAAAUGGGAGACAUAUUAAAGCUGUAAAAUCAAAUGUUAAAGCUUGCUGCAAUUCAGCAGUGAUUCACAUGCCAGCGGGAGCGUUGUGUAGAUCAAAACGAUGUCGAUACUCGACUGUGGAGAAUGUGUGCUGUCAUGGCAGUUGCAAGAUGGAGUACCAUGAAAACAUCAGUGCAGCUGCCCAACAUAGGAUGCGUUACUGAGAUAAUUUUUGAGAAAAAGUCUGCUUUUAUUUCUUGCUGAAUUUGUCAACUGUGUGACUAUUGGCAGCUAUAAUUAUUAUUCAUGUUUUCAUUUGUACACAUUAUUAUGAUUUAUAUUUCUGUCAUAUUCUGAGAACUUUGGUAGUUGAUUAGUUCGUGUAUAAUUUUAAAGCAGUUUCAUGUAUGGAACUGUAAAAUAUUUUUCAAUGUUUUGUUUCUCCCUAUCUAUACACCAUUGUAAUAAGAAUUUAUAUAUUUUGAUUGAUCAAGUUCAACUUUAUGGCAGUGAAAAGAACUGUGCUUCAUUGUGGUAACUAUUUUCUAGAGUUUUAUUUACAAGAUAAAUUAGGAAUUACAUUUUUCUCUUCAAUCCAUGUUGCAUGUUUGAUGUAGAAUAAUGUAGAAGGCUUUUCUAAAUUCUUUGCUAAAAUGUCAGUUGCUUAUGCUUUAGUUCUUGUUCUCUGGCAAACAAAAAUUAGUUAGCCGUGUGCACAUAAGUUAUAUGCUAUUGUAUAUAGAUUUGUAUUUUUCAUCUAUUCUUUCAGAACUGAUUGAUUGACACUUUCAUUUGACCACUGGAACCUUUUUCUAUACAUAAAUUUAACUAGUGAAAUACUUUGUGGUUGUAAAUCUGUUCACCUUCAAAGUGUACCAUGUAAAAUGGUAGCCUUAAUCAACUGAUAGUUCAAUUAUUUCUGUUCAUCACAUUUUGGUUUUAACUGCAUUAGCAGAUAGUUUUCAGUUGUUACCUACACACUACAUCAAAGACUGUUGUAUGCCAAAGUUUUUAAUA